AUGCGAGCUGCAAGACACCCAACCUACAAUGGCGAUGCACUCGUGUUCGCAACCUCGUUUCCUCUCUUGAUCUCGACUUGUCACUUCAACGGCACCCACUUAGCAUUAGCCAGUCGCUGCCAUGCCUGGAUCUGGAAGCAGCAAUAUAGCAGAACGUCCGUGGAGUCCUUCAUGUCCUUUGAUAUAGACCAAGGGGGUGCGACGAAGCUGGUUGGCCGCUCCAGUGACACAAAGGUCGAAACCUCGCUCUCCUCAGGUGACAACCAGGGGGUUGAUGUGACAGCUGUCGUUUAUCUGUUGUACAGAGGAUGGCCUGUGCAAACCCAUGGCUAG
Messenger RNA from Cadophora gregata, 333 nucleotides. RefSeq lists its product as uncharacterized. The coding region runs from base 1 to 333 and encodes 110 amino acids. Lineage: Eukaryota; Fungi; Ascomycota; Leotiomycetes; Helotiales; Ploettnerulaceae. The record is from RefSeq and is a predicted model, not a curated record. The transcript has a single exon.